CUGAGGGUCAUUGCAAGCACAGGAUGGAGUUUUCAAAUGCGCCUACGUUGCUCCAACAAGCGGAGAAGAUCUUGCUGCACCCAAUCCACCCCCACCUGAUCGCCUAUUGCCCAACUAUGGACCUGAUUGCCGUCGUUACUACAGAAGAGAACUUGGAAGUGUACCGUAUCAAUGGGCAGCGAGCUUUCGGCUUAAAAAGGAAGAGCGAGGAACUAGUCCUCGAUACGAUCAAAUGGGAGUUCAAUGGCAAAAGCAUCGCAGUCAGUUGGAGCGACGGCAAAACAGAUCUAGUCAGCAGCGAAACGGGAAAAGUCGGGUUAAAGGAUCUCGACCUGCCGAAGAAAGUUUCAAGAGAUGGAUCUAACAGCAGGGUGAAGUGCAUUGGAUGGGGCCUGAACUUCAUUGAUGUUGAGUCUGUCAAGAGCAGGACGAAGAAAGCGGCGCGGGGUUUCGAUCUCUCGACUGAAGUUUGGGAUGAGGCAAAGGAUGGCGCAGAUGUUGAAGACUUCCUACAGAGGCAGCCUGAUAUACAUGCUGUGGAUUGCGCGCCUGAUCUGCCGGACCAGCUGGCUGUUAUGGAUGUCGAGACGCUGUUGCCGAAGCUGCCUGCGAUUCCAUUGCCGCCUGCGCUCCCGUUCAUGAGGGUCUCACAGGCAGAUUCGGGCGCGUUCAGCUCGCAAGCCGAGGUCGAUGCCAUUAGCUUUGUCCCACUAACACUCAACUUCGUCCCGAGCGCAGGCAUUUACCUCCACCUCAUCGCCUCUAAGACCUCACAGCUUCAAAACCUUCUCCUCUACAUAACACAAUGCCUCCAAUGCAUUCGUACAUUCUUCAAGCACGCCACAGAUCUCCCUUCGAAGUUCAUGAUGAACAUCUCCGAAACACUCGAAGAAAAAGGUCAAGGCGAUCUUACUACGAACCUCUUUCACCUAGCCUGCACCAGCGCAUGCCCACCUCUCAUCCGCGAAUGGCUCGUCGACGAGCUCGCCGAACAGGGUCACAAGCGCUGGGACAACACUGUCACCUCCUCGCUCACCACACUGCAGGCACUUGUACAUGAAAAUCUCAUCCCGGCACUUGAUCGCACGGCAACAGUCAUUUCGCGCCUGCGUGGGCUAGCGAUGUAUCACGACACAGAUUGGAUCUUCAGCAGCCCGACCACAGAGUUUACAUCCCUCCUCGAAACGCUGAAAAACAUGCGCUUAUUAGCACAUACCGUGCUGCUCUACAUCGCAGAUGAAAAACGCCAAUUCGCUGCAUUCAGCAGAUGGCUGCGCUUCGUCAUCGACUUCGAAGCCACAGAGCCCGAUAGCCAAAGCCGAGCCGAGAUGGAGGGGCGAGACUCGGGUGUUGAUGUCAGCUUGGUACUGGAGUAUGUGCGCUAUGGGCUGCAGCAGAGCAGUCUGCAGCCGUAUUUGAUGCCAGAGGUUAUGCUGGAAGCGGAAGAUAAGGAGAAAGCGAAGGCGAGCUAUGAGGAUACGAAAAAGGCGAUUGAGGUGUUUGAGGAAGGGCAGAAGUGGAGACCUGAGGCGCUGUGCUUGGAGCAUGUUCUGGGCCAUUUGGCGAAAGGCACGACGGGGUUGUUGAGGCAGGUUAGUAAGUGGCAGGAGAGCGGGAUACAGAUGGACAGCGGUGUCGUCCUCGAGACCUCCCCGAAUGGAGAAGAGGACAGCAUCGUGGAUAUGAAGAUGGUGUAUGAGCAGCAACCGGCACUCUCCACGACAUCAAGCCGGACAGAGAUAUCAACCUACAUCGCCCUCGCCUCCCCCUCUUCCCCAGCAACGCUCCACAUCCACCGCCUCACCCACCUAUCCAGCAUAACCUCUCUUCCCCGGGACCUGCGGAGCCACAGUAUCGCGAGCCUCUCCUUCCCGUCCGGCAGUUCAAUCCUCGACUUCAAAUUCGCCGACG
Molecule: messenger RNA, 1911 nt
Organism: Macroventuria anomochaeta
Lineage: Eukaryota; Fungi; Ascomycota; Dothideomycetes; Pleosporales; Didymellaceae
Exons: 3
Biological process (GO): anaphase-promoting complex-dependent catabolic process; protein K11-linked ubiquitination; positive regulation of mitotic metaphase/anaphase transition
Cellular component (GO): anaphase-promoting complex; nuclear periphery
Source: RefSeq, a predicted model, not a curated record